AUGGCUCGAGCGAAGAAGGCCACUACCCCCGGCCCUGUGCAAUCGUCAACUAUUCGAGAUUUCUUUUCCGGCAAGGCCUCCUUAGCCAAGCAUACCAAGAAAACUCCUCCUGUCGUCAAGCGUCCCAAAAGCGAGGUCAUUGUCAUAGAAUCGUCGGACGAUGAAUCGACGGAAGUGAAACCCCCUCCACCGCGAAAGCGGCGCAAGUUGAGCACCAGCUCGGACGACAUUGAGAUUGUAGACUAUCGCAGAAUAGAUAUCUCCGAGCCUGGUACGUCGAGAGGGGCCGUUCGUGAAACAUCUUUGGCGCUGUCCAGGACGAAACUAUCCACUUCGACUACUUCAUUGCCCGCCCUAUCAAACCUCAACAUGUUUGGAAAGCCAAACCACUUACUAGGAGGGACAUCGCCUCCUACUAAUUCCUCGUCUGACGGCUCUCUGGGUACCGUGUGUCCAACAAAUCUCCCAAGCGAGGCGAACUCGCACUUCGUUGAUAUUGACCUGUCAAACGAACCCGAAGAUGAAUGGGCCACUGGCGAUGAUGAGUUGGCCCACCUUAUUCUAGAGGAUGGGGAUCCGACUUUGCAAGUCGCUGACGAUUUCCCGGAAGAGAUAGACGCGUUUGAACCCGACGAUGUAUCGGUUUCUGGCCCCCAACUACUCCGGUCUUGCGACGGAAAGACCGCGCCGUCGAGCAAUGCCUUCUCAGUUUUGAUGUCGUCCAACAAAGACAGGGAAGCUUGGAAGGAAGCCGCAGAGGCUGAAGACCCGACUUUCCGAGCGACGAAGAGCAACGGGGGUCGGCGGAAAGCCCCGUUCUAUAAGAUCCUUCAGGGUAUGCCUAUUGCGGUGGAUGCAUUCCGUUACGGGAAGAUACCUGGUGUGACAGCGUACUUUCUAACGCACGCACAUUCCGAUCAUUACACCAAUCUCUCUUCGAGCUGGAGUAACGGUCCUAUAUAUUGCUCGGAGGGUACGGCGAAUCUGAUAAUACACAUGCUCUCCGUGGACCGCAAAUGGGUGCAUCCUCUUCCCAUGGACACACUCACCACUAUCCCCAACACUGGUGGCGUAUGCGUGACUCUCAUUGAAGCUAAUCACUGUCCAGGAUCUUGCUUGUUUUUCUUCGAGGGCCAGCAGACGGUCAACGCUGGCGAUAGCGCCUAUGAUUCCCCGCACGUAGGGAGUAAGCGUCCUUACCGAUAUCUACAUUGUGGGGACUUCCGCGCCAGCCCGCAACAUGUCCUCCAUCCAGCGGUAAAGGGCAAGCACAUAGAUCAUGUGUAUCUGGACACCACCUACCUGGAUCCCAAGUAUACCUUCCCUCCUCAGCCACUAGUCAUUUCCGCUUGUGCGGAGCUCGCGAGGCGACUUUCUGGUGGUCAGUUGUGUCAAGGCAGUACGCGGCCAGUUACAUCGUGGAUGCAACCUUCGCCCGCUAAAGAGAAAGGGAAGAACUCGGAAGAUUCUACUUUGUUUGUUGUAGGGACGUAUUCUAUCGGCAAGGAACGCAUUGUCAAAGCCAUUGCGAACGCGCUCAAGACCAAGGUAUAUUGUGACAAGAGGAAAACAGCUAUAUUGAUGUGUCAAGACGAUCCAGCUUUACAUGCCCUCUUGACAUCUAAUCCGCUCGAAGCUCGUGUACACCUUGUGCCUCUUGGCGUUGUCAGUUCCGACAAGUUGAAAGGAUACGUCGAGCGCUUCAAGAAAUCCUUCCCAAAGGCUGUAGGGUUCCGGCCCACUGGAUGGACAUACACGCAGCCUGCUGGUACAGACAUGUCACCUUCAAUUGACACCAUAAUCUCUCGUUCGCAGAGCCGCUCAUUCACGUAUUCGGAUCUACGCCCAGUACGCAAUUCUACGGCGGCGCUGCAGGUAUACCCUGUGCCGUACUCGGAGCACUCGUCGUUCUUCGAGCUGACGUGCUUUGCGAUGUCGUUCGAGUGGGGGCGCAUGAUCGCGACGGUGAAUGUGGGCAGCGAGACGUCGCGCGCCAAGAUGGCGAAGUGGGUGCAGAAGUGGGAGGCAGAGAGGAGGAAGAAGGGGAAAGGGGCACUGGUGGUUCCGUAUCGCAAGGUCGAUUACUGGUGA
This is a messenger RNA of Pleurotus ostreatus (oyster mushroom), 2091 nucleotides long. RefSeq lists its product as uncharacterized. Gene Ontology annotation, molecular function: 5'-3' DNA exonuclease activity; damaged DNA binding. The record is from RefSeq and is a predicted model, not a curated record. Gene Ontology annotation, biological process: double-strand break repair via nonhomologous end joining; protection from non-homologous end joining at telomere; interstrand cross-link repair. Lineage: Eukaryota; Fungi; Basidiomycota; Agaricomycetes; Agaricales; Pleurotaceae. The transcript has 8 exons. The coding region runs from base 1 to 2091 and encodes 696 amino acids.